Synchiropus splendidus (mandarinfish) is the source of this 3145-nucleotide messenger RNA. RefSeq names its product rhomboid domain containing 3 (gene rhbdd3). Gene Ontology annotation, cellular component: membrane. Bases 151 to 1311 code for a protein of 386 amino acids. NCBI's taxonomy places the organism in Eukaryota, Metazoa, Chordata, Actinopteri, Syngnathiformes, Callionymidae. Gene Ontology annotation, molecular function: protein binding; serine-type endopeptidase activity. The transcript is spliced from 4 exons. The record is from RefSeq and is a predicted model, not a curated record.
AGCGCGCGGAGCCGGAUGUGUCUGCUCACCAUUCCCAAUGAUUCGGAGUCCCGGCGUCAGUUAAAACCUCGUUUGAAACACCGGUCCCAGCCGCGCGUCUCUUUGCCUGAUUUGGAUUUGUAGCUGCACGAUGCAAGCUGACGUUCAGUCAUGCGCCAUCGAUCCUUGCUGUCGCCGUGGUCCCGGGUCGGGCCGGAUGGUCGUGGUUUCUGUCUGGGCACCUGUGCCGUGAUCAGCACAAUCCUUGUGGUGCACGCCGCGGGUGUUCAGGCGAGUCUCAGCCUGGGUCCUGGCGCAGAGCUCCCGAGCUUCAGAGGUACCCGUCUCAACUUAUUUGGCAGAGUUUUACGCAGGCCUUAUGACUGUUCUGUCCUCGUGCCAGAGGUCUUCCUGUACGCGCUCAGUCACGAUGAUCUGCCCUCUCUACUGGUCAGCGUCGGCCUGCUGCUGCUGGCUGGACCCAGUCAGGAGCGUCGCUGGGGAACCGCCGUCUUCCUCGCCCUCUCCAUCCUGACCACGCUCUGUCUGCCUCUUGUCUACGCCCUGGUGCUCUUCGUCUUAGUUGGCGAGCCCAGCAGGGUUUGUGGCUACUCGGCCAUAGAAAUGGCCCUGUUGACGGCUCAGUGUCGCCAGGUGACGCCCAGGAGGCUUUUCAAGUGGGUGCCUGUCUGGUUCCUUCCCUGGUGCCUGCUGCUGCUCGGGAUGCUCCUUCUGCCCGGGACGCCGGCCCUUCUCCACUUCUGUGCCAUCUCUGUUGGCCACAACUAUAGCCAGUCCUUGAUCAAGGCCCUGCAGGAGCUGAGGCAGCUCUCCUCGGUGAACCUCAUUCCACGGUCUUCGUACAUCUCCACUUCAGCCCAUAUGAGGUUACCCACGCACCAUAGCUCUGCGAGAUCAACUUCCUCACAUCAGAUGUGUGCCGCUCCACUUCCUGUGCGGGAUCCAGCCAUUUUUAAGCACCAGCCGUGGUGGGAUCAGGUGUCUUCCCUGAGGGAGGAACUGGCUCCACUGACUGAGGCAGAGCAGCUAGAGGAGCAGAUGCUGAGAGCCGCCAUGCUUGAAUCUUUGCAAGAUGCUCCUGAGGAUGCAAAAAUUGAGGUUCCAAAAUCCUCCGUUUCUUCUCUGCGACUCCAGCAGCUUGAGAAGAUGGGCUUCCCAACUGACAAGGCUGUCGUGGCGUUGGCAGCGUCGAAGCAGCUGGAUGGCGCUAUUUCACUUCUAAUCGACGAUAGCGUUGGGGAGCAAGCCGUGGUGGUCAGCGAAGGAAAGAGGCCACCAACACGACAAAGCGCAAACGCUUCAAGCUGCUGAACUUGGAGCCGGUCAGCAGGAGAAUGUCUCUGGAACGGUUGUGUCCUGAAGUGAAAGAAACCUAGGAGGAUGUUGUUUGAAGCAGAGACGGCGACGACAGGUUUUUAAAAAACAGUGAACAUUUUAUUACAUUGCAUACUUACAUGGCAACCUUAAAACAGUAACACAACUGCAAGAAACAGCUAUCCAAAUAUAAAAUGGUUACACAACAGCGUACAAAACUACACUUUAAAUAGUUCUACAAAAUAAGAUGAAUGACAUUUUUUUCCUAUCUUUUAAAAAGUGGCUUUAACUUUAGUGUCAUCAAAAGUCAAUUUAUCUACCCAAAUCCAAAGCAACCACUGUUGGGCUGCUUUUUCUGCUACACUGGAGAAACACGCCACAAAUCACAGGUGUCAACGCGUAGCAGUGAUGACUUCAUGUUUUAGUGCACGACAUAGUUCAACGAGACGAAAGAAAUGUGAAUAUUAGGAGAAGAAGUUGUACGCGUGUCCCGCAUAUUGUACAUGCUCAACAGAUUUAAAUAAUGGAUUCUCAUCCGACUGCAGUUACAUCAGGAAAACAAAAACAAAACUUCAAAUCCAGUCUCUUUGCUCACGUCUGAUUCCUCCAGUUAUCGAUUGAUGACCCUCCUUUUUCCUUUUCUCAAACAUCAGCAGGUGAACUGAGGCUCUGUGCCAGACACAGGGGGCUGAAAGAAGAGGUCAUGCUCAAUGGUCGGGAGUCAAACUAGCUCUCCUGCUCCCAGUGUAGGAGGACGAAUCAGUGGAGUUUCCCUGAGGUGCCGCCUCCCAGCUCCGAGACUGCUCUCAGAUCAGGUCUUGAUCUGUGGAGCGCUGAUGAGACCUGCGGGAGGGAGAGUCGACCCAGCCUGUGGUCCUCAGGGUGAGCGAACCUUGGUGUUGGAGGAGCGAAGUGAAGGGAGCCGAAAGGGCAGGGCGCCUGCUCGCUUAUCUCUGUAGAAACUAGGGGAAGAUGUUCCAAAGGCUCCGUCCCCAGACCCUAGAUCAGGCUCUGUUGAAGAAAGACAGCAGUUGGAAGUGGGCCUCACUGUCCUGGGCGGGUCAGCACUUGUGUCUGCUCUCAGUAGUGGACUGUACGGGCCUCUUUAUCUUUGGCAUCAACCACUUCCGAAUGUUUCUUUGUGAACGGAACAUAAUGUAGUAAAAACAGAUUCUGUGCAAUCGCUCGUAUUCAAGUGAGUGAAGACUUUAUUGGAGCCGAAAAGCCGCAAGACAUUGUCAUCAUCUACCAAUUUUUUAUGUGUUAAAAAAGAUUUUUCAUUGCCUGCUUCACUGACAAGGUCGGUAAUGUCAAUGAUAUCCAAGUUGUGACUCAUAUCAGAACCAAAUAAACACCUAACUCGUAGCGGUCGACCUCCAUUUCAGAUCUUAUGUGUUAGAACCAGUGAUAAACAAACUGAAACACGUAUAAUAAAACACAUUUUUUACAUCAGUUUUCUGAGAAUGAGAAGCAACAUUCUACAUGCAAGAAACAUGAGUAAUGAAGUCAUUCAAAUCACAAGAAUAUUGUUGUUAAAAAAGACCAAAAUAAAACCAAUAAAAAUGUUGUAAAACAACAUUAAGUCUUGGGAGCAGAAACAAGUUUUGAAGAUUUUCAACACGUUUUUUAUGCUUCAAUGUGUGUUCAAACUGUUUGUUUCAGUGUUUCAAAUGUUGAAAGAAUUCAACUGCAGGGGGCAGCGUAUCUGUGGGGGAGGUUUCGGUGUUACCUGGCCAGAUGAUCGCCUCCAGCAGUGUCACCCUACGAGCCAGAAGCUCAAGAUCUGCCUGCAAGUCGUGGAACAUCUGCAAGCUAAGUUCCUAUCAGAGAG